Messenger RNA from Aspergillus ochraceoroseus IBT 24754, 324 nucleotides. RefSeq lists its product as uncharacterized. NCBI's taxonomy places the organism in Eukaryota, Fungi, Ascomycota, Eurotiomycetes, Eurotiales, Aspergillaceae. The coding region runs from base 1 to 324 and encodes 107 amino acids. The transcript is spliced from 2 exons. The record is from RefSeq and is a predicted model, not a curated record.
AUGUGUGAUCAUGAAGAAUAUGUGGCAUACCUAAAGCAGUUUCUUCUGGAAGUCCUUUGGGAGCAUCUUCUUUCGAAUGGUCGAGUGUUAAGAGAAGAAGAACAGCAGACCAGACAUGCUGCCCUGGGGCGCAUAUUUAUGGCCCGGACUCAAGUGAAAGUGGGAGAGUGGGUGAUCUGGGUGAGCAUCCUCGCCCUAUCCUCACCCACUCUCACCCUGUUCUCACCCACUCUCACCCCGUUCUCACCUCUAUCACCCCGGUCUCCAAACUUCUCACCCAAAUCACCCACACUCACCCUAAGUUCAAAACCAACGCCAUUUUAG